AUGGCGGAAAUGCAACAGUCAGUCGUCAGUGACAGUGACGCACGUCAACAAAUCUCAAACCAAGUCGUUCAGUGGGAAGAAAAUCUGGAAAGACUUCACUGCGAACAGUUCAGACUGCGUUGUUAUAUGGCCAGUUUGCAGAGUGGUGAACUACCUAAUCCAAAAUCCCUGCUGACGCACGUGUCUCGAGCAACGAAAAACACAUUGAACAAACUGGGCGUCUUCACAGUAUCAUCAUUCCAUGCCUUUAUCUGUGCCAGGAGUCCUUCGCUAUUGAACAACUUGCUGGCUGGCCGGGGAGCUACGAAGAGGAGACCACCUAUGUUGUCGAGGUCGAAUAGCGGAUCCAGUAGGAGAUCGUUGCAAAUUAAUUCUCGUGACGAAUCAGAGAAAACGGUCAAGGUGUCACUUCCAGACAAUGUGGUCGCCACAGUCUACGUGAGGGAUUCAAUGUCCGUCGAAGAAUUCUUGGCGAGUGCGUGCGCCAGGAAGAACCUCAACUCCACAGAACAUUUCAUACGCGUAAAGAAGAGGAAAGAACUGGAAGAUCACAAUUAUUACGUGCCCCAUCGAAGCGAUUUAAUAGAGACCUACCUCCACACGCACGAAGUCGUUGAAGUUUGUGCGAAAAUACUAUACCAAGUUGAACUAUCAAGAAGUACCUUAGAACAAAUGUGGGGUUUUAGUGUAGAAGCAGAACUAGUAGAAAACGCCGAUCGACAAGACGAACUAUGCUGUUACGUCAGCCGUGUUGAAGAUAAAAGUGUUGCCAUGCAAAACGGAAUCAUCAAGAGCGAUGAAAUAAUGGUAAUCAACGGCGCCAUAGUAUCCGAUCUGGACAUGAUGUACUUGGAAAGCGUACUACAAGAAGAACUGGCGCUGUGCAUGAUGAUGCGAUCUUCUAGAGUCGAACCACCCGACCUGGCGGGCAUAAUGAGGGCUACUGACGACAUAAUCGACAGUUUGGUCUGCCCGCCACCGCCUUCAGAACCUCCGGUUUUCAGCGAGGAAAUGAUCUCUGGGCUCAUCGUACCAGCACCAGGUAAAGACCGAUACUCGACGGAAUCAGAGAAUCCACCGUCUUCGAUGACGGACUCUGGUAUUAAAGUCAGUUCAAGGACCAACUCUUUCGAAAUAGAGAAUUUGCUCAAAUCCGCCGAACAGGUAACCGGGUUUUGUCGGUCGCCGGUUGAAUCGAGGAAAGUGACCAGCCCUACCGGUAGUAUAGUUAGUAACACAUCUCAGGCUGGUCUGACGCCUUCCAGACAACUUUCUGAUGCGGAAAAGCUUAGGAAGGUCAUUCUGGAGCUGGUGGAUACCGAAAAAUCCUAUGUUAAGCAUUUAAAUAACCUAUUAGAAAACUAUCUAGAACCACUAAAAAAGGAAACGUUCCUAUCAAACGCCGAGAUCAACGCUCUCUUUGGUAACAUACAGGAGAUUGUGACUUUCCAGAGGCAGUUUUUGAAUAAUCUAGAGGAAGCCAUUGAUGUUGAACCAGAUUUCUAUCGGUUGGACUACUGUAGCCAAUUUAAGAACGUAUUAUUCGCCAUAGGUAGCUCUUUUCUAUCAUACGUAAACCAUUUUAAACUCUACAGUUCAUUCUGCGCCAGCCAUAGCAAAGCACAAAAGGUCCUUCAUCCCAAUGAGGGCAACCAAGCUCUCCAGGAAUUUUUGGCUGCUAGAAAUCCUAAACAACAACAUUCUUCCACCUUAGAAUCCUAUCUCAUUAAACCAAUCCAAAGGAUACUGAAGUAUCCUCUGUUGCUACAGCAACUUAGGAACCUGACUGACCCAAUUAGCGACGAACAUCAACAUUUAUUAGAGGCCUUAAAAGGAAUGGAAAAAGUGGCGGAACAUAUUAACGAAAUGCAAAGAAUACACGAAGAAUAUGGAGCUAUUUUUGACCAUCUAUUUAGGCAACACCAAAAAUCUUGUAAACAGAACAUAGAUUUGAGUCCGGGUGAUCUUCUAUACUAUGGAGGCGUAGAAUGGCUAAACAUUUCUGACUUCUUGGGGAAAAUUAAAAAAGGACUUGAACUACAUGCUAUGUGCUUUGUCUUUAAGACUGCUGUCGUCUUCCUAUGUAAAGAACGAUUAAGGCAAAAAAAGAAGCUUAUGGGAGUGGCUAAUAAAAACGCAUCGUCAGAAGUGGAAAUAAUUAGGUAUCAAGUGCUGAUCCCGGUGACGGAAGUUCAAGUCCGCGCCUCCUCAUCCAAAGACAUGGAUUCGCAUUUCCUAUGGGAAUUGAUCCACUUACGAAGUCAAUUACAGAGGAGAUCAGAGAAGGUCUACGUUCUUUCUAAUAGUACGGCUGAAUUCCGCAACGCUUUCCUAAAAACCAUCAGACAAAUCAUCAGGGAAUCCGUCAGGAACAUGUCGAUACCGCAAACUAAACCCGGCGCCGGUCCCGGAAUCAUCCUAGUAACGGGCCACAAAACCAGCGGCCACCUGAACAGUCAAACCUUAGAGAGGCCGGACAGGCAGAGGACCGUCAUCGUACACGCCGGUUCUCAUACGAUGGGAAAGAAAAAAGGAAAAACCUCACAAAGGCAUUCGGCCGGUAAUAUAGACUAUGAUAAUAUCAGCACGGAAGCUGAGGAACAACCUGUUUCGACUUUCAGAUGUAGGAGUAAGACUGUCGGGGAUCAAGCAGAACAGCAAAAAAGACCUGACCAUCAUCACCAACAUGAAAGACACGAAAAAAUUGAAGGUGGCGCUAAAUCGGAAGGAGAAGACGACUCCCAAACCGGAAUGGUGAAACCUAAAGCUUCUUUGGGCAAAACACCAAACCAUUUAACUCUCAGUACGACGUCGACGUUGUCAGCAGGAAGCACAGGCAGUCAGGCGCGCCUGAUACAGUCCUCGCACGCGCCAGAAAACUUCCAUCCCAUGGAGAUCGAAGAUCUAGGUAAGCCAAACGUAAAAACCGUAAAGGCCGAAGUCCACAUAGUCAAAUCUAGAUCGCCGCAAAGGCAAAGCAGCGAUCCCAAAAAGGACAUCCACAAAAACGGCGGCAUAAUAAAGAAAGACCCAAGUCCGAACCACUCCAGAAAAUCCACUCCCAAUCAUUCCAGAAAAUCCAGCCCGAUCCAAUCUCGAAAAGGCAGUCCCAACAAGAAGCGAUCGGACAGCGUCAGUCCGAGAGGCUCGAGGAAGUCCAGUCCUAAAAGUUUGAGGAGAUCGCGCGACAACAGUCCCAAAACGGAAAACGGUGUUAAAAGUCCUAAAAAAAUUAAGUCUUCCCUUAAGCAACCGACUAAAUCUCUUAGUAUCGAAGCUCCGACUUGCGUGGAGUGCUAUCUAUCUGGAAAAUCGGAAAAGCCUGGAUAG
This is a messenger RNA of Psylliodes chrysocephalus, 3330 nucleotides long. The record is from the annotation of a GenBank genome assembly. NCBI's taxonomy places the organism in Eukaryota, Metazoa, Arthropoda, Insecta, Coleoptera, Chrysomelidae.